AUGACUGAGCCCGUCUCGGUCCCCGCCCGCCCGCGCUCCCCUGGCCACACCCUCCGCCUGGACGCAGCCUCGGCGACUGCCCUCUCCCCACGAGGCGGCCAGCUCGGGACCCCCGGCUCUGACAUGUCGCCAUCUGGUUGCCUGUGUCUCCUCACCAUCCUUGGCCUGGUUCUCCCCGCCCGAGGACAGACAUUGGAGGAGACAAGCUCUCCUCCUCCAAAGGAGCCAAACACUGUGGAUAGUCACACCUCGACUCAAGCCCCAGACGCUGUCCACCCUGACCUCCCGUCCACCCCUCAGAUUCCAACCCCGGAGGCUGCUGUGGAAACAACACAGAACCAGAACAAGACCCAAACCCAGCAACCAAUGGGGACGGAUGUGCGUCUAACAACAGAUCCAAGGACGGAUGUGGAAGGCACCACCCUGCCCGAGAGACUAUCCACAGGCAAAGACAUCAGGAUGGACCCCCAACCCCACAAGCCGGCUGGGUCAGGUGAGGAUACGGACAACCCCUUCUUCUAUGACGAGGACACCCUCCGGAAACGGGGGCUGUUGGUGGCGGCCGUGCUCUUCAUUAUGGGCAUUGUCAUCCUCACCAGCGGCAAGUGCAGGCAUUGGUCCCAGCUGUGCCGGAAUUAUUGCAGGUGAGUCCGGCAGAAGUGGGGGCCGACGGCCCGAUGGGCACCCCAAGACCGAGCCCCCCACCUGCUCGCCGCCCUCACAGAGCACAGAGCGCGAUCCCAGAUGAAGCCCGGCCUGGGAGGGGAGACACGAUGGACCGUGGCCGGGACCGAGCAGCCCCAAGCCCCCGACCCACCCCCGAAGGCUGCCCUGGCGGGUUACCCAUUCUGUUCAGACGAAAAGUAAAGCACUGUGGUCUUUGCC
Choloepus didactylus (southern two-toed sloth) is the source of this 885-nucleotide messenger RNA. It is a transcript of the gene FXYD5, whose product is annotated as FXYD domain containing ion transport regulator 5. Lineage: Eukaryota; Metazoa; Chordata; Mammalia; Pilosa; Megalonychidae. The coding region runs from base 1 to 648 and encodes 215 amino acids. Gene Ontology annotation, biological process: regulation of sodium ion transmembrane transporter activity. The record is from RefSeq and is a predicted model, not a curated record. The transcript is spliced from 9 exons. Gene Ontology annotation, cellular component: membrane. Gene Ontology annotation, molecular function: sodium channel regulator activity.